GAUCUGAAAUAGAGCUGGUUUUACGGGAAGCGCAGAUCACAAAGGACACGCGUCGCGAGAAACCUUGAAAGGGUGAAACGAGCGGGCGGCCAGGAUUGUAGACAAUAAAAUCGGGUCAAGGGUUUCAUUUAAAGCGUAUUUCAAUUUCAUUUGGGCUUUGGUUUCAUUUCCCAAAUACUAAUUUGAAUUGAAACUCCAACAAAGGGCGGGCAGCUGACGACGACGAGGCCACUUUUCCGAGGUUCAUCUCACUCUCACUUUCUCUCUCUAUAUACAUACAUGUGCUCAAUCAUUUUAUUAAUUUGAAGACAACAACUUUCUUUAGCUGUUGAUAGAAGAUGGCAGACGCUGAGGAUAUCCAGCCACUUGUCUGUGAUAAUGGGACAGGAAUGGUUAAGGCUGGAUUUGCUGGAGAUGAUGCUCCAAGGGCUGUGUUUCCCAGCAUUGUGGGUCGCCCACGUCACACUGGAGUGAUGGUUGGCAUGGGCCAAAAAGAUGCAUAUGUUGGGGAUGAGGCUCAGUCCAAACGUGGUAUCCUAACUCUAAAGUACCCUAUCGAGCAUGGUAUUGUGAGCAACUGGGAUGACAUGGAGAAGAUCUGGCAUCACACCUUCUAUAAUGAACUCCGUGUGGCCCCAGAGGAGCACCCAGUUCUACUUACUGAGGCACCUCUCAAUCCAAAAGCUAAUCGUGAGAAAAUGACCCAAAUCAUGUUUGAGACCUUCAACACUCCUGCCAUGUAUGUUGCCAUUCAGGCUGUUCUAUCGCUUUAUGCCAGUGGUCGUACAACUGGAAUUGUUUUGGACUCAGGAGAUGGUGUCAGUCACACAGUCCCCAUCUAUGAGGGGUAUGCCCUCCCACACGCUAUCCUACGUCUCGACUUAGCUGGUCGUGACCUCACUGAUGCCCUUAUGAAAAUCCUAACCGAGCGUGGCUACUCCUUUACCACAACAGCCGAGCGUGAAAUUGUGAGGGACAUGAAGGAGAAACUAGCUUACAUUGCCCUCGACUACGAGCAGGAGUUGGAAACUGCCAAGACUAGUUCUGCCGUCGAGAAGAGCUAUGAAUUGCCUGAUGGGCAGGUGAUUACUAUUGGAGCUGAGCGUUUCCGAUGCCCGGAGGUCCUUUUCCAGCCAUCAAUGAUCGGAAUGGAGGCUGCAGGCAUUCACGAAACCACAUACAACUCCAUCAUGAAGUGUGACGUUGAUAUUAGGAAAGAUCUUUAUGGUAACAUUGUGCUCAGUGGCGGCUCCACCAUGUUCCCAGGUAUUGGUGACAGAAUGAGCAAGGAAAUCACUGCUUUGGCUCCAAGCAGCAUGAAAAUCAAGGUGGUGGCUCCACCUGAGAGGAAAUACAGUGUUUGGAUUGGCGGCUCUAUCUUGGCAUCCCUCAGCACCUUCCAGCAGAUGUGGAUUGCAAAGGCAGAGUACGAUGAAUCUGGGCCAUCCAUUGUGCACAGGAAAUGCUUCUAAUUCUUCGGGAAGAGGGAUGUGGAAUUCGACUAUAUACUUCAUGUUUGGCAAAGAAUGUCUGCUUGCCAGUUCCUCUACCUGUAAUUUUAACUUUCAAGUCAUUUUGUUGUUGGAAGGAGAUGAUGGAUGUAAGAGUGGUAAAGAGAUGGCGGGAAAAUUGAACUCUUCUAUAAUUAUAACAUUUUCAUGAGCAGUUGUUGAACUUUUCACCUUUUCAUUGAAAAUUCAAAGCUCUUAGCAUUUUAUGAUUAAAUCAAA
Cornus florida is the source of this 1730-nucleotide messenger RNA. Its product is annotated as actin-1-like. Gene Ontology annotation, cellular component: cytoplasm. The record is from RefSeq and is a predicted model, not a curated record. NCBI's taxonomy places the organism in Eukaryota, Viridiplantae, Streptophyta, Magnoliopsida, Cornales, Cornaceae. The transcript has 5 exons. The coding region runs from base 339 to 1472 and encodes 377 amino acids.